AUGGCAAGCGAACAGGGCGCUGGCGGAGGUAUUGAGAGCAAUAGGAGGCACCUGUCGACCUCGACCCGUGCUAGCACCGACAACGAGCCGACCCCAGAGACAGAAACCCAAGCAGCAAACAUGAAGCCUGCUCAGCAGCCCGAGAGGAGUCACAGUUCAUUCCAGGCGCCGCAGGGCCUUCCGCGGGGAGUCUACCCUCCGUCUACCACCGCCACACCCACACCCACGGCAGGCCUCCCCAUGUCAAGGGCAGCCUCCAGCAGUUCAAGCAACUCGAGCACACCACCCUCAACGAGCGCCGAGAGUUACUUUGGAAAUGCACACACCACCAGGUCCAGGCCAGCACUUCCCUUGGAACCCCCAGUCACCAAGGCAACAUUGAGCGAACUCGACGUGUCCAAGAUCAUUCACAAUCCCAAGCUGCGUCAUGAUAUCAACUUUGAUCCCGAACUUCAUUUCAGACCCAACGUGGACGGAGACAAGGGCAGGAGGAAGGAGGUCAAGGCCGAGCAUUUCUGGGCUACCUUGCAAGAACAACUGAUCAUGUUCGUCAUGGACCGUGAGGGCUUCUAUGCCAUCCAUGGCGAGAACGACGACUGGUGCCUUCCCCAGCUUCUUCGAACCGUCAAGGAUAUCAUCCAGACACUUGUGCCCGUGAGGGACCGAGUCUACUUGGACGAAGGCCUGAACGUGGAGCUCCUGAUGCAGCAGUUUAACAAGGGUAUUGCUGAUCUCGAGAAGCUGGCAUCCUGGCUCUCUCGCGUGCUCAAGUCUCACUGUGCUCCCAUGCGCGACGAGUGGGUCGAUAGGAUGUACGAGAAGCUCAGCAACGGCAAUCGAAACAACGACAUGGGUGAACUGUUCUGGGUGUGUAUGCGCCUGUACGACGAACUGGAGAGGGUCAGCCGCACUGUCAACUCCCUGUCCAACGGAUUCCCGUCCCAUUUGGAGGAGGAGCCCGUCAUCUCGAGGACAUCGAGCCCUUUCGACUUCAACUUCAACACGCCUCCGGCGUCUGGAUCGCGGCCUUCAAGCCUGGCUUUCAGCUCGGCUGAUUCGAUCACGUCGUCUCCUCGCUCGUCUCUCGUGCUCCCCAGCCAAGCCAUCCCAACCUCCGAUCCAAACGAGUCCCAGGCCAAGGCUCGCAAGCUCUACAACUCGCUCGUCGCCCUCAUUCAAACAUCGCCGCCAACCUCCCGCCACGAGUCUCGAUGGGCCUCGAUGGCUCCGUCCCUGGCCAUUCAGAUCUUUCGGUUCACCAAUGCCCCUUCAGAUAUGCUGCCCGCGUUCGAGGCUAAGCUUCUUGCACACGUCACGGAUGUCCACGGCUCCCUUUUCCGCGAAGUAGAGGAUCACUUCAACGCUCGCCUCUUGACCGAUCUUCAACGCCGCAUGCGCGAGUACCGAGGCCUCAACGGCGUCGCUCUGUUCUCUGUCGCUACAGGCAGCCGAGGCCCUAGCUCUAGCCGCGCGUGGGAUGCCAGCUCAGCGGAUGGAUCCGGUCGCGACGCUGCUGGUGUUGAGGAUAUGGCCACCAGACUUGCGCACCUUGGUAUACUACACUGGCGCGUGUGGGCACAGUUGGCGUAUGCUGGUGAGGCUGCGGGCGACUUCGAGUGCGACAUGCAGUCGAACCAGAUUUAA
Messenger RNA from Verticillium alfalfae VaMs.102, 1644 nucleotides. RefSeq lists its product as hypothetical. The record is from RefSeq and is a predicted model, not a curated record. The transcript is spliced from 2 exons. Bases 1 to 1644 code for a protein of 547 amino acids. Lineage: Eukaryota; Fungi; Ascomycota; Sordariomycetes; Glomerellales; Plectosphaerellaceae.